This is a messenger RNA of Boleophthalmus pectinirostris (great blue-spotted mudskipper), 4921 nucleotides long. Its product is annotated as cGMP-specific 3',5'-cyclic phosphodiesterase-like. Lineage: Eukaryota; Metazoa; Chordata; Actinopteri; Gobiiformes; Gobiidae. Gene Ontology annotation, molecular function: 3',5'-cyclic-GMP phosphodiesterase activity; protein binding. The record is from RefSeq and is a predicted model, not a curated record. Gene Ontology annotation, biological process: signal transduction.
GCGAGCUGCGCUGCUGUGCCUCGCGCUGCUGUGCCUCGCGCUCUCUGUCUUUGUGUGUGUGUGUGUGUGUGCUCGUGCGCGCGCUCAUAGGCUCACAUCUCGGUCCCGUGCCCUCGUGCUCCCCCGUGCUCCCGUGGUGCUCUCGUGCUCCCGUGGUGCUCUCGUGCUCCCGUGCUCUCGUGCUCCCGUGCGCUCGUGCUCCCGUGGUGCUCCCGGUUCGGAUGUAGCGGCGGCGGAGGCAGCGCUAUGGAGGACUGCUGCUCCGCGGAAAGCGAGCGGGUGGAAGCGUGGCUGGACGACCACCUGGACUUCACCCACUCCUACUUCAUCCGGAAAGCCUCAAGGGAGAUGGUGAAUGCCUGGUUCGCCGAGCGCGUCCACAACAUCCAGCACCCCUCUUCUACUUCUGUCAAAGACUCUCCGCCUCAGCAGCGCCUCCACCAGCCCUCCCCGGACACCACCGCCUGCCCCACCAUCCUCCCGCCCGCCCUCACGCUCCUCGACAACCGCUGCCCGUCCCCCGCCACCACCGCCCCGAGCCCCGCCCCCGGCACGCCCACCCGCAAGAUCUCCGCCUCCGAGUUCGACCGGCCCCUCAGACCCAUCGUGGUCAAGGACUCGGAGGGGGCCUUCACGUUCCUGAGCGACGCCGAGAGGGAGACGACGAGGGGGCCGGCGAUGGGCGAGGGCGGAGGAGGGGGAGGAGGAGGAGGGGGGGUAGGAGGGGGAAGUGCGCUCGGGGGCGAGGGGGACCGGUGCGCACGGCUGCUGGAGCUGGUCAAAGAGGUUUCCAGCCAUCUGGACGUGACAGCUCUCUGCCACAAGAUCUUCCUCCACAUCAACGAGCUGAUCGCCGCUGACCGCUACUCCCUGUUCCUGGUGGGUGAGGACAGCUCUAACACUAAAUUCCUGGUGAGUCGGCUCUUUGACGUGGCCGAGGGCUCGACGCUGGAGGAGUCGUCCAGCAGCUGCAUCAGGCUGGAGUGGAACAAGGGCAUUGUGGGACAUGUGGCCGCCACGGGACAACCACUCAAUAUCAAGAACGCUUAUGAGGAUCCCAGGUUUAACGCCGAAGUGGACCUCAUCACAGGCUACAAAACCCAGAGCAUCCUGUGUCUGCCGAUCAAGAACCACAGAGAUGAGGUGGUCGGUGUAGCCCAGGCCAUCAAUAAGAAGUGUGGGGAGGACGGUGCGUUUACUGAACAGGACGAAAAGGACUUCUCGGCGUACUUGGCCUUUUCAGGGAUCGUCCUCCACAACGCUCAGCUCUACGAAACGUCACAGCUCGAAAACCGACGCAACCAGGUGUUACUUGACCUGGCCAGCCUGAUCUUCGAGGAGCAGCAGUGUCUGGAGGUGUUACUGAGGAAGAUCGCAGGGACCAUCAUGUCCUUCAUGCAGGCCCAGGCGUGCACGGUCUUCAUCGCCGACGAAGACUCUCUGAACUCCUUCUCCAGCGUCUUUCACAUGGAGUACGAGGAGCUGGUGGAUGUAAUGGACGUGCCAAAGAGGGACUGUGACGUGAACCAGAUAAACUACAUGUACGCCCAGUGCUGCAAGAACACCGCACAGCCACUCAACAUCAGCGACGUGACCAAGGACCAGCGCUUCCCCUGGACUAGUGAAAACCCAGACCACAGUAACAUCAAGAGUCUGCUCUGCACGCCCAUCUGGAACGGCAAAAAAGACAAAGUUAUAGGUGUGUGUCAGCUGGUGAACAAGAUGGACGAGGCCUCGGGGAGCGUCAGGGCCUUCAACAGAAACGACGAGCAGUUCCUGGAAGCCUUCGCCAUCUUCUGCGGCCUCGGGAUUCAGAACACGCAGAUGUACGAGACGGUGGAGCGGGCCAUGGCCAAGCAGGAGGUCACUCUGGAGGUCCUCUCAUAUCACGCCUCCGCAUCCGAGGAGGAGACACGGGAACUGCAGGUAACCGCGGUAGCCACAAUCCCGUCGGCCCAGUCCUUAAAGCUCCUGGACUUCAGCUUCAGUGACUUUGACCUGUCCGACACAGAGACCACGCUCGGGGCCAUCCGCAUGUUUGUCGACCUCAACCUGGUCCAGAACUUCCAGAUGAAGUACACGAACUUGUGCCAGUGGAUCCUGAGCGUGAAGAAGAACUACAGGAAGAACGUGGCCUACCACAACUGGAGACACGCCUUCAACACGGCACAGUGCAUGUUCGCCCUCCUCAAGUCGGGACGCCUCCAGAGCAACCUGAGCGACCUGGAGAUCCUCGCGCUGAUGAUCGCCACUCUGAGCCACGACCUGGAUCACCGAGGGGUCAACAACUCGUACAUCCAGAGGAGUGAACAUCCUCUGGCUCUGCUCUACUGCCACUCCACCAUGGAGCACCACCACUUCGACCAGUGCCUCAUGAUCCUCAACAGCCCCGGGAACCAGAUCCUGAGCGGGCUCUCCCUGGACGAGUACAAGGCCACUCUGAAGAUGAUCGAGAGGGCUAUUCUGGCCACGGACCUGGCGCUCUACAUGAAGAGACGAGGGGAGUUUUUCGAGCUGACCAAGAACAGUCAGUUUGUGUGGGAGGACGAGCAGCACCGCGAGCUGCUCAGGUCGAUGCUGAUGACAGCGUGUGACAUCUCAGCCAUCACCAAACCCUGGCCUGUGCAGAAACGGAUCGCAGAGCUCGUGGCCACAGAGUUCUUUGAGCAGGGAGAUAAGGAGCGAGAGGAACUGAAGAUCGAGCCCAGCGACCUUAUGAAUCGUGAGAAGAGAGACAAAAUUCCCAGCAUGCAGGUGUCUUUUAUUGACGCCAUCUGCACUCAGUUAUAUGAGACGUUGGUUGGCAUGUCGGAGCACUGCAGCCCCCUGCUGGAGGGCUGCCAGAGGAACAGGCAGCACUGGAAGCAUUUAGCCGAGGAGUGCGAGAAGGGCCUGGUGAACGGGCUGGUGUGAGCCGCGGACGCACCCACCAGUCCACUGUUUAAUCUGAAUGAAUGUCAGGAGGGAGGCAUGGUGUGUGGAACAGCCGGGCUCCAGUGUCACAAGCACCACUGUCAGUCUGGAGGUUUUUACUGUGCUCAGUCUGGCAAAUGGUUAGCAGUAGGACAUUUUUCUACAACUCUUUACGGUGUUUCAAUUUCAUUUUCACUUAGUCUUUUCGUCUGUGCCAGUGUCAGAGGUUUGUAGUCCUCAGUUACUCAGCAAGACUUCAAAGAGUAACAUUACUUCAAAAUCAUUUUAGUAGAAGUAGAAGUACAAAGUAGUGGUUCAACAAAUUAUUAAUGAAGUAAAGUAAGAGUAAAAAAGUGUUUUUGAAACCUGAUACUCAGAUCGGAGUAACUAAAGUCAUUUGAUGGACAAGAUAUUUUCCGGACUAUAAGUCGCACCAGCCAAAAAGUGUGUAAUGAAGAAAAGUCACACUGGACUAUAAGUCGCACUUUUUGGGGGCAAGUUAUAGUAAUAACAAUAUAACAGAGAACAACAGACUGUUAAUGUCACAUAUGAACAGUUCUUCAGAUAAAUAUAACAUAAACAACAGAACAGAACAAGUUUAUCAAACUCUUCGUCUCACUCCAAAUCACUAAAUCCAUUGAAUUCUUCAUCCUCGGUGUCACAACUCUGUGAAAUCUGGAGGUAAACAGGGCGUCACUUCCUCUUCUGUGUAGCUGUCGUCAGACUCAGCAUCAGUUCCAGUUAGAAUUAUUCCGGCCUUUCUGAAUCCCCACAAGAUGGUUUUGGUUGUCACUGAAGUCCAGGCUUUGUCCAUCCAUCCAGUGACUUCCAGGAAAGUUGCACAGUGCACCCUCCUGGUGUCACAAGUUUCUCGCUCACUCCAAACUUUGUUUCUGCUGCUCGAUUAUCUCUGUCAGCUGCAGAUUUCACUACUUGCAGCUUGUAAUCUGCAAAAUAUGAUUUUCUUUUUGUGGGCAUUUCUGUUCAGUCUUCUCAGACGUCUUUAUAAGUUUGUUUCAAUUUUCAAUUUUCGGUGGUGCAGAAGUAAUGAUGCGAUUGACUGACAUGAUACAGACAGAAGAGAGGCUCUUUCUGCAGGAGACAUGUGCAGUAGAGCCAAGUGACAGUGGUACAGGAGUAACAGGAGCAGCAGAUACUGACACACAAGACUAGAGCCUCUCACGGCUUCAGUGUGAACAUAUUAAUAUAUAAAUCACAGGAGCACAAAACCAUGAAAAAGUGUGACUUAUAGUCUGAAAAAUAAGAUAAUGAACAAAAUCUGGUGUUUUCAAACAAUAGCUUACUUGAGUCUUGAAACGUUUUAAAGAAAUUGUACUUUUCUAUCAUCGUAUUUUUACUCCUGUUUGAGAAAUAUUUUAUUGAAGUAACAGUACUCUCACAGCUAGAGUGACUGAGUGGCAAAUAAUAAUGUUUAAAUUUGAUUCAUUUUUAUAUUUGUAUUGAAACUGUCGCUCCCGGCGCUCGUCCCUCACACCAUGCUCCCGUCUCCAGCCCCGCCCAUGGUCACCGUUGUUUGUAUAAUUGUCACUUUUUCAGAGACAAUAACCAAGUCAGCACUAAGCUAUAUUUAUUAUCAGAGCGAUGUUUUAUUUUUGCACCGAGUGGCUUUAUCGUAAGCUUUCUCACACAGGAAGUGAUGUCAGCAGCGCCCUAUUUACUCUACGUUUCACACUAACAGCUUCAUGUCACAGCGCACACUACUGGGGUGGAGUCUUUUGUAUGUUCACUCAUUGUCUUAACUAUUGCAUAUUUAUUUGGUUUGAUCUAUUUAUUAUUAGUUUGUAUCUUCUCUUGUGGAGAGCACACAGUUCUUAGGACAAGCUGGUUCCCUCUGUAUUUAAAGGUGAAGAAACGUUGAACAACUCUUGAAAUGUACUGUACGUUUUUGUCUUGUAAAAGAGCCAAAGACUAGGCCUGUGCUUUCACUAAUGGGUCUAGCUUUUUCCACUGCCUUGUUGUGAUAAAAAGGACCAAUAUAUUCAAUUAA